This is a messenger RNA of Clonostachys rhizophaga, 531 nucleotides long. Lineage: Eukaryota; Fungi; Ascomycota; Sordariomycetes; Hypocreales; Bionectriaceae. The record is from the annotation of a GenBank genome assembly.
GCAGACACUGGUCUCCCCCCUGGCUGGGAAGUUCGCCAUUCUAACUCCAAGAACCUCCCUUACUAUUUCAACUCCAACGAGAAGGUUUCGCGAUGGGAACCUCCCUCAGGUACCGACACCGAAAAGCUCAAGCACUACAUGGCUGCCCACCACAGCGCCACCUCGCGUUCCGGCGCAGUAGUUGGCGUCCCCGAGGGCAAGAUCCGUGCUGCGCAUCUGCUUGUUAAGCACCGAGACAGCCGACGCCCCAAGAGCUGGAGAGAGAAUGAAAUUACCCGGUCGAAGGAAGAAGCGUACGAGAUCAUCAGAGGUCAUGAGAAGAGAAUCAAGUCUGGCGAAGCUGCCUUAGGCGAGCUGGCUCUGACAGAUUCAGACUGCUCGUCCGCGCGCAAGCGGGGCGACUUGGGCUAUUUCGGGCAUGGCGACAUGCAAAAGGAGUUUGAGGAUGCCGCCUUUGGUCUCCAGGUGGGAGAAAUGAGCGGCGUAGUAGAGACGGCGAGUGGGUUGCAUUUGAUUGAGAGAUUGGAAUAA